GAGAUGCAAGCAAUAGGGGGAGGGGUGGAAAAAGGAGAGAGGAGGAGAGUGUGGCUGUGUGUGGAUGGAUGGAUAGCCUACCACCGGGUUGUGCCGCCACUGCUAGAAGAGCACGCACACACAUACACACACACACAUACUCAGAAGGGUAGUGUGUAAGCCAGCCAGCCAGUCAGUGUGAGCGUGUAAGCCAUGUUGGAUGUGAAUGAACGGGAGGAGAGAUGCUGCUGCCGCGCCGCUCCUAACGCUCAGACCUCCAGCUCCACGGACCACAGCGGGUAGAUGCCAACUCUCCAGGCCGACGGAGAGACGGGGGAGCCUGGGGGAAGGUGUCGGGCGGUGCCGGCGGUCCUGGAACUGGCCACCUAGCCGGAACGAAGGAGAGAGAGAAGUAACGGGGGGAGAGGGGAAGACGCGCUCGAGAGAGAGAAAGAGAGAAUAGGCUGAGGUGGAAGAGGGAGAAAGGAGGGGAGAGACAGAGAAAGGAAGAGACUAAAUGGCUGCACCGCUACCGGGCUUCACCCCGCUCCUGCUCUCGUCUCUGGCACUCCACCUGCUUCUCCUCGGCCCUUUGUUCGCCCUCACCCCGGGGACGGGGAACACAGGAGGGGCAUCCAACCGAUGGACCCCGGGCCUCUGCUACCGAGACGCCGGUAAAGUGAGCCAGCAGCAACAGCAGCAGCAGUGCGAGGAAGCAGGGGAGUCGCCGAGGGGCAGCUGGAAUCUACGCCCAAGCAGGUGCACCGUAGAGCGGAUACAGACUGAGGGAUGCUCUGGAGUGCUGCGCGCAGGGGGGACGCUGGGAGGAUACCACCGGGAUGGGACAAGAGCCACAGGGAACGAGAGACUGGAAGGAGUCGGGACGUUUUGGUGGAGUGGAAGCGGCCCUCCAGUACCAUCACCUCCUCCUCCUCCUCCUCCUCUCCACCCAGGUAUUAGGAACAGGUCGAGCUCUGAUGGCGUCGGCGCAGGAGAGGGAGUGGAGAGGGGGAGGAUGAGAACGAAGGGCGUUGUUUCUCCUCCCGUUUCACCUGCUUUCACCUCCUCGCCGGUUCAAAACGGCAAAAAACGGGCAGUACAAAGGACUAGAGUGUGCGCGCAACGGUGGCCGGCGUCAAGGCCACACCUCACCAAACGUGGCGCCGGCAGAGCCUUUGUGCGAGCCUCUGGCCUGUGCUGGGUACCCGGAAGUGGAGAGAGGAGAGGGGGAGAGGUGAGGGAGAGGUUUCAUGAGGUGAAGAGGGUCUGUACUACAUGGUGCUCCCUGACAGCCGGGCAUCCAUGCAGGUCGUGUCCAGUCGAGCAAGCCCUCUCCCCGGUCAACAACCCCUCUCCUGGCCCUUUGCCAACCGGUUGCUCUUGUUGCAUUCAUUUUCUUUCUGGAUACAAUUCACCACACAGUGAGGCUUCAAACUACACCUUCAAAUUUCAUCCACGUUUCAACAACAAUUCAGACUGUAUCCAGGGAUCACAAUUGGACUACAUUUGUCAUUUUUCAACUUCCCAGACGGGCCACACUGAUACAAUUCAGCCACAGCCAGUCAACAACAGCCAGGCCUGGGGUACUGAUGGGGGCUCGGCCAGCGUGGACAGGAGGGCUGUUAAUUGUUCUCAUUUGGGCAGGCACAAUGUUAUCGAUCCCAGCAGCAACAGAGAGGGGGGUGAUGAUGGCUGUUUGACUGGGUGCAUUAGGAGCAAGGAGAGGGGAGCGAGGAGUGGGGGAGAUGAGGAGGAGGUAAAGGAAGCGUACAGAUGUAGCGCACCGGCAAUGAUUAACCCCAGAACCGGGGCACAGCUGGAUUGUUGUUGUCUCCCUGUCUGUAAUGCGAGAGCCAGGUACCAUCAUGCCAGAAUUGUGGAGAAGGGGAGGGAGAGAGAUGAGAGGAGAGAGGUAAAGGAUGAAAAAGGAGGAGGGAUACACCGCAACAAACACAUUAAUUCAUCUAAUUAUUCGGAUAAUAAUUUGGCUUUUCCGAUUGUGACGCUCCUAUGUAGGGUUGAUAAUGAGCUUCGACAGGGGAAAUCAGCACCAGCAACCAGAGGGCAGAGCAGUCAAACCCGGGGAGAAAGCAGGGAGGUUCCCGUUGGUUGCUUUGGUUGUUUGGACAGAAUAGAAGUGGGGGAUGGAUAUUUAACCGUGUUUAUGGUCCCGGAGGGAGGAAUAACUCAGAGGAAUCUCCUCAUCCAAUUUACCCCCAGCAGCAUCACAGAGACGCCCGGCCAACGUUUUCUAUCCAACAAAAGCGCAAUUCCCCAAAUCACAUCAAAAUAUCCUGGCCCCGUGCUCACUACGCCCCCUCAAACACAAACAGGCGAGUAUGCAAAAAGCGGAAAAGUCUCCAAACCGCUCAGUCGAUCUGCUGAAAAAGUAAACGCAACUUCAGAGACACAGUCUGCCGGUGACUCAGGCUUUUUCUCGCUUGCUGAGUUUCCCGUUACAUCUCCCGGUGUUGUGUCAGCCUUGUCUCGCUCCGCAGCAGCAAUCAAACCACGUCCUCGCACUCAGCCAGAUCACGCCACAGCAAAACAGCUCUCGCUUUUCUCGGAAAUGAAUCUGACCACAUGGCAGGAUGACUCUGCACGCUCGCUUCACUUACCCGCUGUGAAGGACGUGAUUUCAGGACAACGGACAGCUCCCCUAGACUCUCAGCGCGUGUUUUUAUGGCACAAAUACAACACCAACAAUAAUAACAACAACCAAGAGGAGGGAGGCAAGGAGGUAAAUGGAUACAGUCAUGAAUCUGAGGCAGAAAAAACGCAUGAUCAGACACAGCAGCAAGACCUAUGGGAGAACGCACUGCGUGAGAUGGUCCACGCACGGUGCGCUGACAGCAUUUCCCCCGACUGUUCAGCCACCGAGUGGGGGGACCACGCACAUAUGCAAUUAAAAUCCGGUAAGCAAGUGCCAUUAGAGCCCGCAGGUGUCAGACAGUCAGAUAGGCGGCAGAUGGGGGGCGAGGGAGAAAGGGAGAGGGAUGCAGAGAGGGAGGGAGAGGGCUCGGAGGGGUCCACUGCUGAUGCUGCUACUGUUGGGGGAGGGAAAUUACAGGUGGGGGUGGGCGAGAGAGAGGCGCGGCUGAUGGGAGGGAGAGAACCAGGGGUAGAAGAGCAAGAGGAGGAGGAGUGGGAGAGGGAAAGGGGAAUAACAAAGGCAAGCCAGGCAGAGGAGAGAGAGUCAGAGGGAAGGAAGGGUCAGGAUAGGGGCAGUAGCACCACCACCACCAUCACACAGCCUGAUAGCGAAAGAUGGAAAAAAGAGACCCAGACGGAUGAAAGCCAUGAGGCUAGAGAGGGGGAUGAAAGGGAGGAGGAGGAGGAGGAGAGGCCCAGCAAAAGGGGAGAGAGGAGUCUGGAACGACUGAUAAUAGUAGCAGACGAUGAGACCUCACAGGGAGAAAGGGAGAGGAAGAUGCUGUGGCCUCGCUCUCGACGUGCGGCCAACAGACAUCCCCAUUUUUCCCAGUAUACCUACCAAGUGCAAGUAGCUGAGAACCAGCCACCCGGCACCUCAGUCAUUGUCAUGUCUGCCUCAGACCCAGAUGCAGGAGAUGCAGGCAGGGUGAGCUACUCAAUAGCCCCGCUGAUGAACAGCCGCUCAUCUGACUACUUCCACAUCCACCAAGACACAGGUCUAAUCACCACCACUCAGAUUUUAGACAGAGAACACAUGGAUUUGCAUUACUUCCGGGUCACAGCGACUGACUUUGGCUCUUCCCGCCUCUCUGGCACCACAAUGGUAGCCAUUACUGUUUCAGACCGGAAUGAUCAUUCUCCUGUAUUUGAGCAGACAGAGUACAGGGAGACGAUCAGGGAGAAUGUAGAGGAGGGUUAUCCUAUCUUACAGCUAAGAGCGACAGACUUAGAUUCCCCAUCCAAUGCCAAUAUCCGCUACCGUUUUGUUGGUGACAUGGCCGCCAUGGCACGAGUGGCCUUUGAGAUUGACCCACGCUCUGGUCUCAUUACAACCCGUGGAACAGUAGACCGGGAAUCAAACGAACACUACACUCUUCAAGUGGAGGCUAGUGACCAGGGCAAAGAACCAGGGCCACGCUCUGCCACUGUUAAAGUUUUCAUCACCGUUCUGGAUGAAAAUGACAAUGUGCCACAGUUCAGUGAAAAGCGCUAUGUGGUAGCAGUGAAGGAGGAUGUCCGGCCUCGCACUGAGAUUCUCUGUGUGAGUGCCACAGACCGAGACAAGGACAGUAAUGCUGCAGUUCACUAUAAUAUCAUCAGUGGUAACAGCCGUGGACAGUUUUCAAUUGACAGUGUCACUGGUCAGAUCGAAGUUGUGGCACCACUAGACUACGAGGCUGAACGGGAGUACAUACUCCGGGUUCGUGCACAGGACAGUGGCCGACCACCUCUUUCCAAUAACACUGGUAUUGUCAGUGUCCAGGUGACAGACGUCAACGACAACCCACCGAUCUUUGUGUCUACACCAUUCCAGGCAUCUGUGCUUGAAAGUGCCCCCGUUGGUAGUUCCAUCCUCCACAUUCAGGCCAUUGAUACAGAUUCUGGUGACAAUGCUCGCCUGGAGUACAGGUUAACUGGCACCGGCUCUGACACACCAUUCAUUAUCAAUUCUGCAACAGGCUGGGUCACUGUGAAGUCCAUUCUUGACCGAGAAUCUGUAGAGCACUAUUUCUUUGGUGUGGAGGCCAGGGAUUAUGGCAUGCCGCCACUGUCUGCUACAGCGAGUGUUACAAUUACAGUGAUGGAUGUUAAUGACAACCGCCCAGAGUUCCUCCAAAAAGAGUACUAUGCUCGCCUGAAUGAGGAUGCUACAGUUGGUACCAGUGUUGUGACCGUCACAGCUGUGGACCGUGAUGUCAACAGUGCAGUGACCUAUCAGAUAACAGGAGGAAACACCAGAAACCGCUUUGCCAUCAGCACAGCAGGAGGGGCUGGACUUCUCUCAUUAGCCCUCCCAUUGGACUACAAACAGGAGCGGCGUUACGUUCUAACAGUCACUGCUUCGGACCGCACACUCCACGACACUUGUCAGGUGCACAUCAACAUUACAGAUGCCAACACACAUCGGCCUGUGUUCCAGAGUGCCCAUUACUCUGUUAGUGUGAAUGAGGACCGACCACCUGGAAGCACUGUAGUGGUGAUCAGUGCCACAGAUGAUGAUGUUGGAGAAAAUGCUCGAAUCACAUACUUCCUUGAGGAUAAUAUCCCACAGUUCCGCAUCGACACAGCCACAGGAGCUAUAACACUCCAGGCAGAGCUUGAUUAUGAGGACCAGAUGACCUACACUUUGGCCAUAACAGCCAAAGACAAUGGCAUACCACAGAAAUCAGACACUACAUAUGUUGAGGUGAAUGUCAAUGAUGUCAACGACAACGCACCUCAAUUCGUCAGCCCUAGAUAUCAGGGAACAGUAAGCGAAGACGCCCCUCCCUUCACCAGUGUCCUCCAAAUCUCAGCCACUGACCGUGACGCACACGCUAACGGUCGUGUUCAGUACACCUUUCAAAAUGGUGAGGAUGGGGAUGGAGACUUUACCAUUGAACCUACAUCUGGUAUUGUCCGAACAGUUCGCCGUUUGGACCGUGAGAGUGUGCCAUUCUAUGAGCUCACAGCCUAUGCCGUGGAUCGUGGUGUGCCCCCUCAGCGAACCCCAGUCCACAUCCAGGUGACAGUCCUAGAUGUGAAUGACAAUGCACCUGUCUUUCCUGCUGAUGACUUUGAGGUUCUUGUGAAAGAAAACAGCGCAGUGGGUUCUGUGGUAGCUCAGAUCACAGCCACUGACCCAGAUGAGGGGCCCAACGCUCAGAUCAUGUACCAAAUCGUGGAGGGUAACAUCCCUGAGAUAUUCCAGAUGGACAUCUUCUCAGGGGAGCUCACUUCACUCAUUGAUCUUGACUAUGAGGCUCGCAAUGAGUAUGUGAUUGUAGUUCAGGCCACCUCAGCACCUCUAGUCAGUCGGGCCACUGUCCGCAUCCGAUUGGUGGACCAGAACGACAACCGGCCCACUCUACAGGACUUCCAAAUCAUUUUCAACAACUUCGUGUCCAAUCGCUCCAACAGUUUCCCCAGUGGGGUAAUCGGGAGGGUACCAGCCCAUGAUCCCGAUGUGUCAGACAGGCUGUACUACACCAUCGACAGAGGGAAUGAGCUUCACCUGCUGCUCCUGAAUCACACCAGUGGAGAGAUCCGACUGAGCCGAAAACUGGAUAACAACAGGCCGCUGGUGGCUCCCAUGCUGAUCACAGUUACAGAUGGCGUCCACAGUAUUUCAGCCCAGUGCAUUCUCCGCGUCCUCAUCAUCACGGAGGACAUGCUGGGCAGCAGUGUCACUGUACGCCUCCAGAACAUGUCCCAGGAGCACUUCCUGUCACCGCUGCUGGGUAACUUCCUGGAGGGCGUGUCAGCGGUGCUCUCGGUACCUGUCGAGGAUGUUUUCAUUUUUAACAUCCAGCCGGACCUUGAUGCGGCGCCUGGUGGGAUCUUGAAUGUCAGCUUCUCCGCGGCAUUGCCGGGUGGACUCUUCUUCCCCUCAGAGGCUCUAGAGGAACAGCUGUACCUGAACAGGCUGAGGCUGACGUCAUUGACACAGAUGGAGGUUCUCCCAUUCGACGACAAUGUGUGUCUGCGUGAGCCGUGCCAAAACUACAUGAAGUGCAUCUCGGUGCUGCGCUUCAACAGCUCGGCCCCCUUCAUCUCCUCGCCCUCCAUCUUGUUCCGCCCCAUCCACCCAAUCGCAGGCCUCCGCUGUCGCUGCCCAGUUGGCUUCACUGGUGAUUACUGCGAGACGGAGAUUAACCUGUGUUACUCCAACCCCUGCCUGAAUGGAGGGGUCUGUGCCCGCAGAGAGGGAGGGUACACCUGCAUCUGCCGUGAAGACUACACUGGUGAUCGAUGUGAGUUCGACCGGCAGCAGGGCAGGUGUGUGCCAGGCGUGUGUCGUAAUGGAGGGACGUGUCGGGAGCUUUCAGGUGGGGGUUUCCGCUGUGAGUGUCCCGCUGGAGGCUAUGAGCGUCCAUACUGCACAGUCACUGCCCGGUCCUUCCCACCGAAGUCCUUCGCCAUGUUCCGGGGCCUCAGACAGAGAUUUCACCUGUCUAUCUCGUUAACAUUUGCAACCCUGGAGAAUAGUGGUCUUCUCUUUUAUAAUGGACGCUUCAAUGAGAAACAUGACUUCAUCGCCUUGGAGAUCCAAGAAGGACAAGUAGUGCUCAAAUAUUCCACAGGUGAAUCGUCCACUCAGGUGAGUCCCUUCCUGCCUGGUGGAGUCAGCGAUGGCAACUGGCAUACUGUUCACAUUCACUACUACAACAAGCCAGCUAUACGCUAUCCGAAGCGCAGUAUGAGCGGUGAGGCCCAGGGUCCGUCAGAUGAGAAGAUUGCUGUGGUGAGCAUUGACGACUGUGAUACGGCUUUGUCUCUUCGCUUUGGUAUGCAGCUCGGAAAUUACAGCUGCGCCGCGCAGGGCAAACAAACCAGUAGCAAGAAAUCUCUGGACCUGACUGGUCCAUUGUUUCUGGGCGGAGUUCCCAACGUACCAGACAACUUCCCGUUUGGCACCAGGGAGUUUAUUGGCUGUAUGAAGGAGCUGCACAUCGACAACAAGCAGCUGGACUUGGCUGGAUUCAUCGCUAACAAUGGAACAAUCCCUGGCUGCAGUGCCAAGCUCCAGUUCUGUAAGUCCAAUCCGUGUCAGAACGGAGGAACCUGCAGAGUGAGCUGGGAGACUUUCUCCUGCGACUGUCCUCUCGGGUACGGAGGGAAGGACUGCAGCCACGUGAUGACACACCCCCAUCGAUUUCUGGGUAACAGCGCUCUAUGGUGGGACCUGAAGAACGACGUGACCAUCUCCACGCCCUGGUAUCUCGGCCUAGUGUUCAGGACCAGAGCGCGAGAGGGGACGCUGUUGCAUGCUCAGGCUGGGCAGUACACCAGCCUGCUGUUUCAGGUGAUGAAUGGUCAGCUGGUGUUCUUGGUGACCCGUGGUUCGACCAGACCGGUGCGUUUGCGCUUGGAUCAGGUUCAGGUGGCAGACGGACAAUGGCACGACCUCCAGUUGGAGCUGCGAGACGUUCGCAGUGGCCGUGAGACGCGUUACGUCGCCACAGUCCGACUCGACUUUGGACUCUAUCAGGGAACUGUGAUAGUGGGAAAUGAGAUUCAUGGUUUGAAGGUGAAACAUCUGCAUGUUGGAGGAGUGCUGGGCUCUGGAGAGGUUCAAAACGGAAUAAGAGGAUGCAUACAGGGCGUACGGUUGGGUGUACGGCCUGAUGCCCCUCCCCUGCCCCGCCCGUCAAAAGCUAUCAAAGUAGAGAUUGGCUGUAACGUUGGCAACCCCUGCGUCUCAUCUCCUUGCCCUGCUCACAGCCGCUGUUCUGACCAAUGGGAGCGGCACACCUGUAUCUGCGAACCCGGUUACUAUGGGAGAGGCUGCACGGACGCUUGCCAUCUGAAUCCGUGUGAAAACGAGGCUCAGUGCCACAGGAAGCCCAGCUCUUCCCAUGGAUACAUCUGUGACUGUGGAGACAACCACUAUGGGCAGUACUGCCAACACAGAAUUGACCAUCAGUGUCCCAGGGGUUGGUGGGGAUCUCCCACCUGUGGACCAUGUCACUGUGACACCAAUAAAGGCUUCGACCCCAACUGUAACAAGACCAGUGGACACUGUCACUGCAAGGAGUUUCACUAUCACCCGCGAGGCUCUGACACCUGCCUGCCAUGUGACUGCUACCCAGUGGGGUCCUUCUCGCGGUCAUGUGACCCAGAGACAGGCCAGUGUCAGUGCAGGCCAGGUGUGAUUGGUCGACAGUGCAACACAUGUGAUAACCCCUUUGCUGAGGUCACGAAUUCAGGUUGUGAAGUCAUUUAUGAUGGUUGUCCAAAGACCAUCACUCAGGGGAUCUGGUGGCCUCGGACCAAGUUCAACCUGCCUGCUGCAGUGCCCUGCCCGAAAGGCUCUGUCGGUGCGGCCAUCAGACACUGUGAUGUAGAGAGGGGAUGGCUGGAGCCAGACCUUUACAACUGUACCUCACCUCCAUUUGUGGAGCUCAAUGCUGCUCUUGAUUCUCUGGAGCGUAAUGAGACAGAGCUGAACACCAUCAUGGAGAAGAAACUUGCCCAUCAACUCCGUGAUGUCACUGAGGCAACCGCCCGACUCUACGGCAAUGACUUGCAGAUCGCCGAAAGACUGCUGUCCCGCCUCCUGACCUUUGAGACCCAACAGAGCGGCUUUGGACUCACUGCUACUCAGGACGCACAUUUCAAUGAGAACAUUCUCCGGGGCUGCAGUGUGCUGUUGGGACCUGGUACCUCUGGGCUUUGGCGUGCUCUCGCUCAGAGUCAAAACCACAUCCCAGGCGGCGGUCCAGCUGAGCUGACGGAGCUGCUGGAACAGUACGCCCAGAAUCUGGCCCGGAACAUGAAGCUCACCUACCUCAACCCUGUGGCACUGGUUGCUCCAAACUUGGUCAUGAACCUUGAUCGUGUGGAGAACCAAACCCAUGUGCGGCGACGUUUCCCGCGUUACCACACAACCCUGUUUCGUGGGCAGGUUUUGUGGGAUCCCCAUACCCACGUGAUACUGCCCCCUGCUGCCCUGGUGCCACAACGACAGCAGCAACACAACUGGAAAGAGAAGGAGCGGACAGAGAAAGAACCCACGACCCCUCAGAAUGCUGCCACCGCCCCCGUCAGUAUCUCAGCCAACCAGACAGGAGAAUACACUGCAGCCAGGCGCACAGUUUCGAUGCCUGAGCAGCCCAUCACCAUUGUCAUCUUGUUGAUCCAUCGCAGUCUGGGCGCUGCCCUCCCUCCCAAGUAUCACACAGACAGACGAGGAGUGAGGCUUCCUCGACACCCGGUAAUGAACUCCCCAGUGGUCAGUAUCUCUGUCUACAACAACCAGACAUUUGUGGGUGGACACUUGGACCAGCCCAUCCUGCUUGAGUUCAAACUGCUGGAGACAGCCAAUCGCAGCAAGCCACUGUGUGUGCAGUGGAACCACAGCAGUCCGUAUGAGAUUGGAGGUUGUUGGACAGUCAGGGAUUGUAUGGUGGUGUACAGGAACGCCUCUCAUGUUCGCUGUCAGUGCCAGAGACUUGGCACCUUCGGCGUGCUGAUGGACAGUUCGCAGAGAGAGCAGUUGGAAGGAGAUCUGGAGACGCUGGCCCUGGUCACAUACUCCUCUCUGUGUGUCUCCAUGCUGGCCCUCCUCCUCACAGUCCUGGUGCUCUCCUGUCUCCGAGGAUUGAAGUCCAACACCAGGAGCAUCCAUUCAAACACAGCAGCAGCCAUGUUUUUGUCGGAGCUGGUAUUUUUGCUUGGCGUCAAUCAGACUGAACAGCAGUUCCUGUGUACAGUCGUGGCCAUCCUCCUGCAUUACUUCUUCAUGUCCACCUUUGCCUGGAUGUUUGUGGAGGGCCUUCAUAUCUACCGCAUGCAGACAGAGCAACGCAACAUCAACUAUGGUGCCAUGAGAUUCUACUACGCCAUCGGCUGGGGCGUGCCCGCCAUUAUCACAGGCCUUGCAGUGGGCUUGGACCCAGAGGGUUACGGGAACCCAGACUUCUGUUGGAUCUCCAUCUAUGACAAACUCAUCUGGAGCUUUGCUGGUCCUAUAGGCAUCGUCAUACUGAUGAAUGGAGGGAUUUUCAUGAUUGUAGCCAAGAUGUCCUGCAAUCCCUCUCAGAAGGAGACCAAGAAGCUCCCUGUCAUUGCAACUAUUCGUAAUGCCUUCCUGUUGUUGCUGGUGGCCACCUCCACCUGGCUGUGUGGUCUGAUGGCUGUGAACAACAGCAUCCUGGCUUUCUACUACAUAUUCGAUGUCCUCUGCCUAGUGCAGGGUCUGUCGGUGAUGCUGGUCUUUACUGUGUUCAACUCGGAAGUUAAGGAGGCCUGGAGAGUUUGUUUGGGUAAGAAGAGCCCUGGAGAAGACCCACCAAGACCACCACAGAACACUGCUCAGAAUCCCUAUCACAACGCAUCACUGUUGGAGCAGAGCGGGCUUCACCGCAUCACACUGGGAACCUCCACCAUCUCCUCUGUCAGCUCCGCCAGAGAAAAUCUUUUGGCUCGUCAGACUCUGGAACAAAACAUCGUCCACACUGGAGCGACAGACCUGGAUGUAGCCAUGUUCCACAGAGACGGAGGUGAGGACUCAGACUCUGACUCAGACCUCUCCAUGGAGGAGGAGCGCAGUCUCUCCAUCCCUUCUUCUGAGAGUGAGGACAACGUCCGACUCCGUGGGCGCAUUCAGCGGAGAUUUAAACGCUCUAAUCACAGCGAGCGCCUGCUCACCGAGCCCACCCACAACGGCACCAAAGAUCUGGACGGCAAUGACCUUCUGUCCUACUGGCCAGCUUUGGAGGAGUGUGAAACACACACCCUGCAGAAAUGGGGCUCAGAGCGCCCCCUGGGGGGAGAUUACAGCAAGGACGCUGCCAACAACAACCAGACCGAUGCAGCCCUGACCAGUGGGGAUGAGAACGGCCUCACGCAGCCGCACAGGCACCGCAAGGGUAUCCUGAAGAAUCGUCUCGGCUGUCCCCCAGCACUGCAGGGUCUUUCCAGCAUGGGCCGUGUCCCCAGUGAGCUCAACUGGUACCGAACCUCUACUUUAGGCCACCGGGGUGUUCCUGCUGCCUCCUAUGGUCGCAUGUAUUCUGCCACGGCUGGUGCUGGUGGAGGUUCUGGCUCACUCUCCCAACCAGCUUCCCGCUACUCUUCCAGGGAGCACCUGGACUCGUUGACCCGGAGGCAGUUGUCCAGGGAUCCACUAGGGAGGCAGACGAUAGGGGGGUCGAGGGACCGGCUGGACUCCCGUGGUUCUAGGGAUAACCUGGAUCUUUUACCCAGGAGGAGAGAGCUGGGGCUGGGGCAGGGAGCAGGGCUUGGUGGGCUGGGGCUGGAUCACCAGCGGGUCUCAUCAUCCAGGGAGAACUUGACAGGAUCCAGGGACAGACUGGACAACCACCACACAGGCACCAUCCACGCCUCGAGGGAGGACUUGAGUGGAAAUGGAGGAGCAGGAAUGGAGGGAUACCUCAGUGGCUCGAGGUCACAGCUGAACACGCUAACUCGGCGGCAGGCCUCAUCCCGAGAACACCUCGGGGGGGCAAUUGUGAGCAGCAGGUCGAGAGACCAGCUGGAGACCAACGGAGUCGGUGCCCAGGCUCAACCGUGUCGGGAGUGGCUCCGCACUCUGCCUCCCCGCCAGCCCUCGCAUCCCGAUCAACCUCCGUCCUCCUCCCCUCCUCCCCCGAUCUCUGAGGAGCCCCAGCAAGAGCAGCUCCCUGCGUCGGCUCAUGUCAGAGGACGACUGGACUCUGCACCUCCAUGUAGGUACCCCGUUCAGACUGUCCCCCAGGUCGCAGGUUCAAAUCCAAAUCCUCUGGGUCGACAACCGUCCAGCGAACACCUGGAUAUUCUGUCCUCCAUCCUGGCAUCCUUCAGUUCCACUGUCCUCACUCCUCCACCUGCUGCCUCUAACCCUGGGCCUAAUGGCUCCGCCCAUGGACCCUCUCCCUCCCCGUCUGCCACCUCCCAUAGCAUAUCUGAAGUCUCUCCAGACUCCGAAGCCAACAGAAGUGAAGGACAGUCUUGAUGACAGCCUGCAUAUCCUCCUUUAUGCAUUACAACAGUGGAAAACAAGGGACAAGUUCUGAACCACUGGGACACCCUGAGGAACACCUGAGGACUAGAAACAAACUUAGGACAGAGGACACACAGAGUUGAAAAGAAAGUGGGAGAGGGAGUGUCCACUGAGGAGAAAAGCUGUUGUUUGUGGGCAGUUUGUACUGUAAAAUUAAGUUUUUCUAGUCCCACCGCCUACAACAAUGAUCAGUGACGUUUCUUUGGAUGAUGAGUCAACCACCUCUACUACCUAAAAACUGACAAACACAAACUCCUCAGAUUUCAAACACAAAAGUCAUCUUGAUCCAGACGAGAUCCGCCUAUGGAAAAAAAGAAGACUGUAAAUAACAUUUUUUAUACAUUUUGUAUCUUUUUCAUUGGAGAUGAAGAAGAAAUCUCUUGUGAUGUUCCUUUUUUCUUUUUUUCUUUUUUAUGAUAGUGUCCGUGUGAGGUUGUGAGUGAGGUCGGUGCGAGUGCAGUCUUGUUCGUUGCUAAGGGAGAGAUUUCCCCGUACAGAGAAAAAAAAAAAGAUCCCCAAAAUGUCUCCCAGAAAACAGUUUUCCUCAGAAACUUUUCCUCACACCCAUCAACUUUGUGUAUAGCGACAGGGGUCCGGCAAUAGUAUCUGAUGAGAUUAUUGAAACCGCAAGAUGUGGUUGAAGGAACGUAGCGAGAAAAAAAGUGAUUGUAAAUAGAGGAAGGGAUUAUUAUAAGAGAAUAGAUUUGAUGGAUCAAGAUGAUUGUGCAGAGAAAGAUGGCCAACGUUAAGCUAAAACACCACACAAAGGUUCAGAGUCCAACUAUUAAAGCUCAGUCACGAGUGUCAAAGUAUCGGCUCUUUGGGGAGAUUGUGCUGUUUUGUGAUCCGCUGUAUAUGAAUGUGACCUUGUCAUCUGUCUGUGUAUCUCUGUGCCUGAUGCUGUCUGAACCAGACCAUAUCAGUCGACUGCUAUUGCAAGACCAUAUCUUUAGUGUUCCCCGAGACCUGCUGGGUGAGGUUAGAUAUCAGUCUGCCUCUCUGUAUGAAGUUGUAUCACGUAACAACCAUUUAAAGCCCCUCAAGGUAUCUUGCACUUUGAUGCAUCACGACUCAACCCGCCUCAAGAGACGCCGCAGGAGCAGCCGCAUCUUUCCGGCAGCAUCCUCGAAACUCAUUUUUUAAAAGCUUCUCAUGCAAAUCCAAGCCAAAGGGACAACUGCUUCAAAUCAGUACGAUACAUCAAUGUUUCUGUGAUAAAAAAUGAUGCUAUAGAUGUGAUUCACAGUUUUGUUUUAAUUGUGAUUUCUUCUUCAAAUAAUUGUGACAUGAAAACAGUUCUUUUUUUUAGUAAUACAACCUGAGAUCUGUGCUAUAACAGGACAUAAAACUGUGGCUGAUAUUUUAUUUGGCUCCAUACUGUAUAAGCAAGUUUUGAUUCAGCAUGUAGGAGGAGAGCGGAUCAGAAGGAAGGCAUUUAUGAGUCACAUCUUUGUGCACUCAGAUAUUUGUUUGAAGACCUGAAAGCAGACAUGCAGCACAUAUCCAGCAUGAUAUCCGCCUUAAUAUAGUAGCUCAUAUCUGUAACACAUAACUCCCAUGCCAGAAGUUUUUACUUGGUUGGCUGAACACAGAAAUAACUUCAGAAUAUCCAUCAUAUUUUAUAGAAAAGAGACAUUAACUCUAAAUCUGUCAAGUCCUGACUUAGCUUGCGAGCUGUCACUAAUGAAGAGUUCACACCAGAACAUAUUAAUACAGAUUCGUCCUCAUUGCUAAGGCUGCUGUACAAAGAUGAGGUCUCCUGAAAGAUAGACUGUAAUCUUUUGCUGCACUGUACCAUUGCUCAGGAGAAGAGAUGUCAGUUGUGUCAGAGGUAAAAGCCUCUAAGUGGUUUUGAGAUGCAGGUCUUUCCAUCAGCAGCUGCUCCUUUCUCACAGCUGUUAGAGCGAGCACCGAGUACAGGCCUUGAGGUAAGCCUGGGAGACAGACGGGCAUUCUCCAGCAGCCUUCACAGGGAUUAAGGGAUUGUAGGUAACAGUUUUGUUUUGUGAUGAAGAAAGUGCAGUGGGUCAGAAAAACUGAAGACAGCCCAAAAUAUUAACCAGCAAGAGAGGGAGCGCAUAAAAAAACAAAAAAACAAAAACAAACAAGAAGACUGCUAAAGUAGAGCAGAAUGAGCAUAAGAAUAAAUCAUGAGUUACAAAACCUGGGAGGAGGCUGGGAGGAGAACGAAUUGGGUCAGAAACUAUGACUGUGUACAAAAUGUAACUGCAGGGAGGAGGAUGUGGUGUUACUCAUCGCAGAGAGAAAGAAAAAACAACACAGAGGAACAGACGGAAACACCGACAGUGGAAAUACACACACUCGUUUCAUAAAUGCUUAUCUCCCUGCUCUGACCACUGCUCUGUCAUUCCAACAUCCCCGGGAUGUGACAAGUGAACGUAUUCGUGACAGUAGUAUUGCCAAAAAAUGUUACUGCGGGGGAACGCUACCCACCUAUAAAACCUGACUGAUUCCUUGUCAUUCUUUUUGUCAAUUUAUUAUUUUUUUCUGUAUGUUAUCAUCAACGGACAGUACCUUUAACUUGUACAGACAUGAGAUUUAUUUUAUUUAUUGAUAAUUUAUUCACAUUGUAUUGAUUAUUUAUGUUGAUAUUUUGUAUGAGAGGCUGUUGUUUCUUUGUCCAAUGUUUACUGUUUUUCACAUGUAAUGUUCCUUAUGAUCUGAGUGUCUCAUUAAAACAAAUUCACAGAUGGAGGGCAAGGAAAAGAGAGCAAUGGAAAGAUAGAAAAGUCUAUUUACACCUAGGAUUACAACUGAUGCAGGACACUUUUCAGCAUUUAAAUUGGUUUGAAUCUGGGAAAACAAACUUAGAACUCAUUCCUGUAUAGUUACAAUUUAUCCACUUCAGACAGAAGGCAAACACAUAUCCAAAUUAAAAUGUGAAUACUGGGUGUAAAUAGGGCAGAUAUGUCCCAAAUUAAACCUUUUCUCCUCCAUGUUCACUGUUAUAGAUCCAACACUUCACAAGCACAAAGUCUAAUCAUUAACUGGUUAUACAACUGAUGUACACAUAACAGUCAGCUGUCCAGCUUCAGGUUCAUCUGGUUGGGAGCAUUAGCAGCUACAAAAGUGAGGGGAGACAAAAAGAUGAGUUGAAAUUAGAGGCUCUGAAAAAAA
Messenger RNA from Larimichthys crocea (large yellow croaker), 15757 nucleotides. It is a transcript of the gene celsr3, whose product is annotated as cadherin, EGF LAG seven-pass G-type receptor 3. The transcript has 37 exons. Gene Ontology annotation, cellular component: plasma membrane. Gene Ontology annotation, molecular function: calcium ion binding; G protein-coupled receptor activity. The coding region runs from base 497 to 12571 and encodes 4024 amino acids. The record is from RefSeq and is a predicted model, not a curated record. Gene Ontology annotation, biological process: homophilic cell-cell adhesion; G protein-coupled receptor signaling pathway; cell surface receptor signaling pathway. Lineage: Eukaryota; Metazoa; Chordata; Actinopteri; Sciaenidae.